Lentinula edodes (shiitake mushroom) is the source of this 2176-nucleotide messenger RNA. RefSeq lists its product as uncharacterized. The transcript is spliced from 2 exons. The coding region runs from base 260 to 2143 and encodes 627 amino acids. The record is from RefSeq and is a predicted model, not a curated record. Lineage: Eukaryota; Fungi; Basidiomycota; Agaricomycetes; Agaricales; Omphalotaceae.
UGUAAGAGGUAACAAGAUCUUUAGCUCUCAUCUUCUAUUACUUGACAACAGGUUGACAUUUUAAUUUCAAAAGCUUGAGAGACAACAUCGGUGCUCAUGCACGUUGCACUUAUUUCUGUCUCUAAGCCUGGUCUAGGAAUAGGUAAAAGGAGUAUAUAUCGACUAGUACCAUUCAUCAGCUACAUAUUCAAAGCUUCAAUAGUACGCCCCACUUUGCUCUCUCAUUUUUCAAAAUUCAUAUCCAGUCUCUCCACACAUAAUGAUAAUCCAAACCGUGUCAAUCAAGGGUCCAAACAACAAGUACCUUUCAUGUAGGCCCAAUGACGGGAGCUUGGGGUUUGACCUACUAGAUCUUGAUCCCUCAUGCAAGUUCUUCAUGGUUCCAUGGGGUGCUGGAAGGACCUGUUUGAAAGGCCCUAAUGGGAGGUUUGUCGACCUUCACGGGAUUAGAUUCCGAUGUGAUGGCAUCUACACUGGAGCGGGCUUCAUUGUCUCUGACACCACUUUCCAACUGGAUAGCGGAAAAUACCUCAGUAAUGUUGUUGAAAACAAUACCAUCACGGCCAACAAUACCGCUACCCAUUUGGUCAUAAAGUCAACAUCAUUCGAAAGUUUCCAUGUCAGCACGUCGUUGUCUGUCCCCGCCAUUACUUACAACAGCGACGUAUCAGUCGAGGACCGCUACAGGCCAGGAAGGAAUUACUUGGCUCUGAAGAAUUACAGCGGAACUAUUGAUAUUAUCUUCUCUAUUCCUUACUCCAUGGAUGGGGAAAGGAACGGAACUGUGGAGUUGAUUGUAAAUCACAUGAGGGACGCUUCUGGAGGAAUCAUCGACAUCAAUCUGAACAACCAACCAUUAUUUCCGAGAUAUUCCCACACCACGACCAGAUUCGAAGCACAGAAUUUGGGCUCAUUGGUACUAUCUUCAUUGACAGGAGAGAACACAUUAUCCAUCUCCCUGGCUGAGGGCUAUCUAGGGAAUUACUACUUCUCUGAUGCUGCUCUGGUUUUCAAAGAUAGCAAAGGAUAUGUGAAACAAGAGAAUUCUGUAUAUGCCAUUGGACUCUCUUCUGGUUCGUCCUAUAAUGGUGGGAGCCUGGAGGAUAGUCUCAGGAAAGGGAAUCCAUACCUUUCUAUAGAAGGGAGCACUUCUUGGUCAAGGGUCACCUUCACAGUCAGGGAAGAGCUAUUAGGAAUAGGCAACUGUGUAAUGAAGAUCCAACACAGAAGAGAGUCUGGAACCUCCAUCGACAUAUUCCUCAAUGGAAAUAAGAUUGAGGCAGGCUAUGACACCAUACCAACUGACUCAUUUGGCACCUCCAGUUUCUAUAUCCACAGUAGUGAUUUGAAGAAGAGCAAUGAGUUGGUCAUCAGACCAAAGAAUGGGAAGUACUACAUCUCUGAUAUCAACCUUGAUGUAGUUUCACUCCUCCCAGAUGUUACUCAAAAAAACUUUGAGACUUAUAUCAAAGAUUGGGUUCUCCAUCACAGAAGAAACAUAGGAGAGCUUAACAAGAUCCCUCGAGAAGAUCUUCCAGCUUGGAAAUUUGUUCAUGAAGCACCUUACUGGUUCUUCAUCCCAUUUCUUCCCUGCUCACCAGAAGAGAUCGGUGUUCUCUUUGACUACUACAAUAUGAUGUUUGUUUCUGUGGCCUUCGAGAUCAGGGAUUUCAACAACAAGGCUAGGGACUUCCACAGGGAGCUUAUAAGCACUGAUCUCCCGAGGAAGAAUGCUCUCAGGCAUGCUUAUUGGACAGCUAUGUUGUCCAGACGAUUUGGCUUGUACUUUGCCUUGGAUCUCUCGACAGCCCACGAAGAGGCCCAUGUUGAUUUGACUAUCGAGGGUCCCUACGAUCAUGUCACCGACAAAAUCAAUAAUGCCGUAGGCUCUCUGUUGGGAUCGAGGACACCUCGGUCUAAGGAUCUCCAAGGUGUCAUAGACGCAGCUUGGGCAAGCGGAGAGCUAGGAUAUGCGAAGGACUUCAGAGAAACUUCGGGAGGACAGACGGCCAAUGUGUAUUGGCAGAAACCAUUAGACGUGAUGGCAAAGAAGUACAAUGUGAAACCAAAGUUUAGCCAGACAGAGAAGGACACCCUGGAGAAAAUGAGAGUAAAUGUUCCAAAUGUUCCCGUCAUCCACUAGUCAUUCAUACUGUAACUUGCUAUUGCGGGAUGC